CCAACGCUAUUAACCAUGAGAGUCAAGAACUUCUCCUUUUGGCUUCUUGCCUUUGUCAUUUCACUCUUUUCCAUCAUACUUGCUUUCUAUUCCAUCCCCCCUUCCUCUACAGAUUCUAUUUCACCCAUUACUCAAAACAACUUUCAACUCUCUAUUCUCAAAAGGGUUUUAAAGCAAAGUGGUCUUGAGAAUUUCUUACCUCUUCUCACAAGGUUUUUCUCUACAAGGCAUCAUCAUCACCAUAGGAGGCACAGGUUCAAAUGUGAUAAAACUACAUGGAAGAAUAGGCUCAUUUCCCAUUUCAAAAUGGUCAUAUAUCGUUAUAGAGUUUCCCUCAUUUUUACUGUUGACACUAAGUGUUGUGCAAAUUUCACUAGUGUACAAAAGGCAGUAGAUGCAGUUCCAGAUUUUAGUCCCUCUAGGACCCUCAUUAUAAUUGAUUCUGGUAGUUACAGGGAGAAAGUGGUAGUACACGCUAACAAGACAAACUUAAUAUUUCAAGGUCGGGGUUAUCUCAACACAAUCAUAGCAUGGAAUGACACUGCUAAUUCCACUGGAGGAACUCCUUAUAGCGCUUCUGUUGCCAUCUUUGCUCCCAAUUUCACAGCUUAUAAUAUAAGCUUUCAGAAUACAGCGCCGGCGCCAUCCCCGGGGGAUGUUGGAGGGCAGGCGGUGGCUCUAAGAAUAGGAGGAGAUCAAGCUGCCUUUUAUGGAUGUGGAUUUUAUGGAGCACAAGACACUCUUCAUGAUGAUCGCGGAAGACAUUAUUUCAAAGACUGUUUCAUUCAAGGCUCCAUCGAUUUCAUUUUCGGAAAUGGUAGAUCCCUCUAUCAGGAUUGCAGCGUCAGUUCAAUAGCGAAGGAAGGGACAGCAGGGGUGAGUGGUUGCAUAACAGCUCAAGGGAGAGAAUCAGAGGUCGAGGAAACAGGGUUUUCGUUUGUGAAUUGUAAAAUUGAUGGAAGCGGAAGAGUGUGGCUAGGGAGAGCUUGGGGAGUUUAUGCAAGUGUUGUUUUUAUAAAAACUUAUAUGACAGAAGCUGUUUCUCCUGAUGGAUGGAAUGAUUGGAGAGAUCCCUCUAGAGACCAGACGGUGUUCUUUGGAGAGUACCAGUCUUAUGGGCCAGGAGCGAAUUUUACGUAUAGAGUUUCAUACGGAAAGCAGCUUAUGGAAUAUGAAGCAGCUCCAUACAUGGACAUCUCAUACAUUGAUGGGAAUGAAUGGCUUCACCUUCAAGACAUUGUAAUGCCUACUCCUGAAGACGAUUGGGGCAUAACUUUCAUUCAGGAUUGCUAAUUUAUAUUCAGAAAAAUAUCAAGUAAUUUAAGCUC
Pistacia vera is the source of this 1328-nucleotide messenger RNA. Its product is annotated as probable pectinesterase 15. The transcript is spliced from 4 exons. Gene Ontology annotation, biological process: cell wall modification. Lineage: Eukaryota; Viridiplantae; Streptophyta; Magnoliopsida; Sapindales; Anacardiaceae. Bases 16 to 1293 code for a protein of 425 amino acids. The record is from RefSeq and is a predicted model, not a curated record. Gene Ontology annotation, molecular function: pectinesterase activity.